AUUCUUCCGCGCUGCCUGAUGUCACCACCGGUGCGUUCAGGAAAAAGUUGUCACUUCGACGACUUCCUUACGACACAAGUUUAUUUUCUGGUUUCUUUCUAAACGGUGUUCACACCACGAUGAACGGCUCGUCUUUCAACACUUCGUUCUUUCCAACGUAUUUCUGGUCCGACUGUCAUCCUUACGACGGUGAAUCUGGAGGACCGUCUGCGGGCCUUGUCGUUCUCCUUGUCACCGACGUGGUUGAAUUCGUCGCUGGCCUCCCAUCAAACCUCUGGCUCGCCUGGUUCAUUCUCCAGAGAAGGUCCAAGGCUGACGGUAUCCUAACUGCGGACUUGUUCCCGUUCUCCUUGGCCCUCGUCAAAGUUCCCUUCUACGUGAUGGUGCCUGUGAUAUUGGCUAAUCACUUGCUCUGGCGGAAUGCUUGGAUAAUGGCCACGACGACAUUCUUCUCCUCUUCAUUGAUCACCCUGAAGCCGCUGCUCAUGUGUCUGGUGUGUGUGGAGAGAUACUUGGCUGUGGUCCGACCGCUGGACUUUCUACGGUUCAAGGCCUUUAAGUACAAAUGGAGAGCUCUUGUCCUUCUGUUCUGCUUAAACAUCUGCCUUGGCGUCUUCGCUGCUUUUUACAACUCCAUUGUGGCACUGUGUAUGAUUUUCCUCCCCGUCCUGGCCGUGGACACCUACUGCUGUGUCGCCGUGCUCAACGCCUUAAGAAAAAGUCCACCGGGAGACAGACAGGAAGUGGGCAACGAGAAGAAGGGUGAUGUGGCGGGAAAUCGAGAGAUGCACGGCAAAAAGAGGAAAGCUGUCAUUACCAUCCUCCUCGUCCAGGUCACACUCAUGGUCAAUUACGUGCCCCUCAUUGUCACCGCUCCGAUACAAGGCCUGGUCCCCGCUCGGGUCUUCAAGUGUCAGUAUAUGGCCAUGGCUUUAGCUGCGGCCCUCGGCUGCGGUUAUCUGUAUCCGCUCUUCUACCUGUACAAUAACAUGAGACACCAGAAGAACACAAAGAGCAAAAUAUGACCAUCUCCGCCCGACCAUCAAUCGGUGUACUUUUUCCAUUCGGGUUUGUGUUUAGUUGUUUGAAGAUUGCAUUGUUUCUGUCUGUGCUGAUUUUAGUCCAUGUGUGUAAAAGUGCUAUUGAAAUGUUCUUUGAAUGUGUGCUUACUUCAGUGAUUCCUGUUCACAUGGGCA
This is a messenger RNA of Hippocampus comes (tiger tail seahorse), 1196 nucleotides long. RefSeq lists its product as uncharacterized. The transcript is spliced from 4 exons. Gene Ontology annotation, cellular component: plasma membrane. The coding region runs from base 120 to 1025 and encodes 301 amino acids. Gene Ontology annotation, biological process: phospholipase C-activating G protein-coupled receptor signaling pathway; positive regulation of Rho protein signal transduction. NCBI's taxonomy places the organism in Eukaryota, Metazoa, Chordata, Actinopteri, Syngnathiformes, Syngnathidae. Gene Ontology annotation, molecular function: G protein-coupled receptor activity. The record is from RefSeq and is a predicted model, not a curated record.